AUGUAAAAUCCAUAUUAGUCACUUGGUUUGUCAGAAGAUGCUGCUUUAAGUUAGAUAAAAGAAUAGUAUAGAGAGUUGUCAAAGGUGUUUCAUCCUGAUAAACAGAGUUAAGAGAAUUAUAAUUUAAGUGUGGAAACUUUUGAGAAAAUCGAUUAGGCGUACAAAAUUAUUGGGAAUGAGUUUAAUAAACUGGUUUAUGAUAAUUUUGGAUUCGCAGGAGUAUAGUUGCUAAUGGAAAAUAAGUAACAUUUUGAGUUGAUUGAAUGGCAAUUCCAUUAAGGCAAGAAUGUAAUCGAGGAUAUUAGGGUUUAAUUAUUACUUCUGAAGUUAGAAGAAGAAGAAUUGAACUCAUAUUCUACUUUGAAAUCAUUUUUAUGCGAGGCUUCAUUUUAAAACACAUUUAUUUGUACCACAAAUUAAAAUUAAAAAUGUGCCUUUAUAUAAUAAAUCUUACAAUUACCUCGUUGGAAAUAGUUUGAGUUUGCUUUGAAAUCAGAAAUCAAUCUGCUCAAUUACAAUAACAAAGAAGUAGAAAUCAGUAAAAACUAUUUAGUAACGGCAUUAAGUUUGAAUUUGCCGUUCAUCAAAGGUUGUGGCAUUGAAAUCUAACAAUAACUACCAAACAUGGAAAUAGAUUAAGUUACAUUUAAGAAAAAAAGUUCAUUUGGAGAAAUCCACUUCAAUCUCGCAAACAAUUAAUAAGGGGAUUAUGUACCUUAGAUUGUAGCAGCAAUUGGUAAAGAUUAAUCCUCAAUUCAAAUCACAUUCGAUGCCUAAGAAAAAUAGUUAAAUUUUGAUAAAUAACUAUCUGAAAGACUAACACUUUAAGGAUAUAUCAAACAAAAAAAUUAUAAUGCCUAACUAUCCUAUUAGGUUGUUAAAGAGUAAAAUUAUGGAUCCUGUCUCAGAUUAUGCUAUUUUAAAAAUGUUAAUAAGUCUUUGUUUCUCUUAUCAAGUGAUAUCAAAGUUCAAUAUACUCAUUUAAGAUUCGAUUGGCAAAGCACUAUAUCUGAUAGCAAUCAAAUGUCAGUUAUAUUUACAUUAAGAAAGAUGAAUUCAUAGAUCAGAUUCCCCUUUGCAUUUUAAGUUUAGAGUCUUAAAUCUUUAUUAUUUUGGAUUGUCGGUCCCUAAGUCCUUCCCUUCAUUUGGAAGAGAAAUUGGUUAAGUCCUUGGAAUGAUUUGCAAAAUAAGAAAAGAUAACUCUACCUACAUAAAAUUGAGGAGUAUUAAAAGUUUAAUGAGGAAACUAGGAGAAAUAUUGAAUAAGGUGAUAAUUUUUAAAAGGCUCUAUAAUUCGAAACUGAUUUGAAUGGUCUCAUUAUUACAUUAGCUUAUGCUGGUGAAUUAGGAGAUAUAAAUUAAUAUAUAUAGAAUAAAGUACCAAAUCAAUACUUGUCUAAUAUUAAGGAACAAUUAUAAGCCGAAAUACUUGACAGUGGAUUGUUUAUACCUCCUAAUUGUCUAGAUAAAUUAGAUGGAUUCUUCAAAGUUUCAAGCAAAAAGAAUUCAUCUCAUUAUUGGGGAUAUGUUGAAUAUAUUUAUAAAGGAAAGGCUGGAAACAAAAAGUGGAAUUGGGCAGAGCCUUUAUCCAUAGGAAAUGUUUGUAAAUAAAAUCAGUAUUCGAUAAUUGAAACUAUUUUGGGAUAUAUAUAUAAAUGA
Messenger RNA from Paramecium tetraurelia, 1659 nucleotides. RefSeq lists its product as uncharacterized. The record is from RefSeq and is a predicted model, not a curated record. Lineage: Eukaryota; Ciliophora; Oligohymenophorea; Peniculida; Parameciidae. The transcript is spliced from 3 exons.